Nicotiana tabacum (common tobacco) is the source of this 1236-nucleotide messenger RNA. The record is from RefSeq and is a predicted model, not a curated record. NCBI's taxonomy places the organism in Eukaryota, Viridiplantae, Streptophyta, Magnoliopsida, Solanales, Solanaceae.
GUCAAACAGGGGCUCAAAGAGCUAAAGGAGUCAACAAUUCAGCAUGCAUCCAGUAUGGGCUACAUUAGUGCACCAGUUGAUGAGACUGUCUUUGAUGUCAAUAAGGAUGUUGAUGAUCUUUUACCAGUACAAGUCAAAGAACAACGCCUAAGCAAUCUCCUUCAGGCAUUAAUGGCUGGUGCUUGCGUUGCUGCUAUGCCUAUCUUGAAAAAGAUUCCUACUUCAGUUCUCUGGGGAUACUUUGCUUUCAUGGCAAUUGAGAGCUUGCCAGGAAAUCAGUUUUGGGAGAGGAUAUUACUGCUUUUAACUGCACCAAGCCGAAGAUACAAGGUCUUGGAAGACAGUCAUGCGACAUUUGUGGAGAUAGUUCCUUUCAAGACAAUUGCCGGUUUCACCUUGUUUCAGACAGUUCAUUUGCUCCUGUGUUUCGGCAUAACAUGGAUACCAGUAGCAGGUGUCCUUUUCCCAAUGUUGAUCAUGCUUCUUGUCCCUGUUCGCCAGUAUCUGCUGCCCAAGUUUUUCAAAGGAGCACAUCUACAAGAUCUGGAUGCUGCAGAAUAUGAAGAAGCCCCAGCUGUAACUUACAAUAUGUCCUUUGAAGAUCAAGGUGUUCAGGCAAGACCAACCCGCAUUGAUAGCGGUGAAAUUCUUGACGAAAUGGUGACGAGAAGCCGUGGGGAAAUCCGACAUUCGUGCAGCCCAAAAUUAACUAGUUCAACCCCAACUCCUCUUCAAGAGAUAAAGCCUGUGCAUAGCCCACAGUUAAUGCAAAGGGCUUACAGUCCAAGAUCGAAUGAGCUCAGAGCAGAAAGGAGCGCUGCACUGAGUGGAAAGGGACUCGAAAUAAAGCAAACUCCAAGCCCUGGGCCGUCUAACCUUGGUAAAAGCAGUCAAGGUUCAUCUUCUAUCCAGUAUCAAAUGUAAGUUAAUGAGUUUAUUUUAUACACCAGUUCUCGAGAGGACUUUCUAGAGUCGGUUCAUUUGUGUUUGAGAGGUUAGCAAAAGUUUGUGCUUUACUAUAACCUUCUUUUAGGAAUCUCUAUAUGUGUUUUACUGGUCGCAACGAUGUAUAGGAGAGUACUGUUUUAUUGGUCUUACUCUUGUAUGGGCAGAAAACAAACCAUUAUACACGAGAAAAGAGAAGAGAAAACUGUGUGAAAAUUUGCGUUUCUUUGUUGUAUUAUCAAGAGUUUUAUGGAAAAAAGGAAGAACUUCUGAACAUCUGCCUUCCAUUUA